Corticium candelabrum is the source of this 1887-nucleotide messenger RNA. RefSeq names its product arylsulfatase B-like. The transcript is spliced from 2 exons. The record is from RefSeq and is a predicted model, not a curated record. NCBI's taxonomy places the organism in Eukaryota, Metazoa, Porifera, Homoscleromorpha, Homosclerophorida, Plakinidae. Bases 37 to 1632 code for a protein of 531 amino acids.
UCAGCAAGCCACUGUUGUCGCCUUGGCGUGUGAAAGAUGCAUUGCCUACCUGUUGUCGUGCUCCUUCCUCUGCUGUGCAUUGCCAGCCACCCGACAGCAGCCUCAAGUUCUGCUGUCGACGCAGCCAACAAGCCUCACAUCUUCAUGCUUCUUGUCGACGACUGGGGCUGGGCCAACGUUGGUUACCAUCGCGAUCCGCCAACCAAAGAGGUACAGACCCCCACGUUCGAUCGUCUGGCAAAGAAAGAAGGCGUCGAACUCGAUCAACACUACGCGCACUGCGCCUGCUCGCCAUCUCGUUCCUCUCUGCUCACCGGCCGCCAUCCGAUCCACGUCAAUGUCGACAACGGCGACGUCCGCCGGUACAACGAUUUGGACCCCGUUUCCGGAUUCCAAGGCAUACCACGAAACAUGACCGCCAUCGCUCAGAAACUCAAACAGGCGGGAUACGCGACGCACCAAGUUGGCAAAUGGGACGCCGGGAUGGCUACCCCAGACCACACCCCCAAGGGGAGGGGCUUCGACUCCAGUCUGGGGUACUUCCAUCAUAUGAACGACUACUAUACAGAACAGCAAGGAAUAUGCCUGAUUGGUUUUUCGGAGGUAACGGAUUUUUGGGAGACGGAUGGUGAGAAAGAAGGGCCUGCAUACGGCAAGAAUGGGACAGUGUAUGAAGAACAGAUGUUUGCAGCCAGAGUGUUGGAAAUUGUUGAGAAUCACAACGUCUCUCAACCGCUCUUUCUCUACUAUGCUCCUCACAUUGUUCACGGACCGUUACAAGUUCCACGUGAGUAUGAGGACAAGUUUAGUUUUAUUGAUGACGGUACCAGAAGGUUGUAUCAUGCCAUGGUGACAUAUCUGGAUGACGUCGUUAAUAACGUUACUCAAGCGUUUAUCAAAAAAGGGAUGUGGAACAAUACUCUGAUGGUCGUAUCAUCUGACAAUGGAGGUCCGGAGUACUUUACUGGUGGUGCUAACAACUAUCCUCUAAAAGGUGGCAAACUCAGUAAUUGGCAAGGUGGUGUUCGAGUGAAUGCUUUUGUGACUGGCGGGCUUCUUCCAGAAGCAAUGCGCGGAACGACUCUGGAUGGGUACGUAGCUCUGUGUGACUGGUACACAACAUUUUGUCGUCUCGCUGACGUCGAGCCGACCGACGAACGAGCAGCAGAAGCUAAACUGCCACCAGUAGACGGACUAGACAUGUGGCCUUACAUCUCAGGAAUGAAUAAAACCUCACCAAGAGUUGACGUCCCACUUGGACCCAAUAUUAUGUCAAACGUCGUCCAGAGAGGCGGACACGCUGGUCUGAUUAGCGGCAAUUACAAAAUUCUGGUUGGAGAAAUAGGUGAAGCUGGAUGGACCGGACCACAAUACCCUAACAACACCAACCCAGGUGGAGGAUUUACUAUCAUUGAAGACUGCGGGACAGGGUGUUUGUUCGAUAUCAUUAAAGACCCAGAAGAACGACAAAACUUAGCUCAAUCUAUGCCCGGCGUUUUGAAAGACAUGCAGCAGAAGUUCGAAACAAUGGUGAACUCCAUGUUUUCACCUAAUCGGGGACUAAGCAGUCCAUUGGCAUGUGAAUCGGUUCGUGACCGUUACCACGGUUACUGGGGACCAUUCCUUCCUUAGACAGGCUCUUAGGAUCCUCGAGGACACACCACACAAUUUCUUCAAAUAGAUGUAAUGUAUUGUGUUUAUCUGUACCUUCUAACAAGCUACAGAGCUAGCUUUAGAUUGGUUUGUGUUCAUUAUAAUGCAGGCAGAAACAUUUUGCCAUUGUCAGCUAUUUGGACGUGCAGACACUGUACAUUGCUUGCUUGCGCGUGACAGCCGGCAUUCUUUAGGAGGUGAAAAGAAAGUAAGAAAUAGAAAUAGAAAUUAAUG